GCCGGGCUUCUGGUGGCUCCGCGUUGUCGUUGUUGUCCCCCGGAUCCGGGCGUCUUCGGGGGCCCCGGCGAUGGCGGCGCGGGACCCGGGGGCGAUGGAGAGCGGCCCCCUGCAGACGGGGCUGCACCGGGGGAAGCUGCAGUGCCGCAACCUGCAGGAGUUCCUGGGGGGCCUGAGCCCCGGGAUCCUGGACCGGCUCUACGGACACCCCGCCACCUGCCUCGCCGUCUUCCGGGAGCUCCCGUCCCUGGCCAAAAACUGGGUCAUGCGAAUGUUAUUCCUGGAGCAGCCGCUGCCCCAGGCCGCCGUGGCUCUGUGGGUGAAGAAGGAGUUCAGCAAAGCUCAGGAGGAGAGCACGGGCCUGCUGAGCCGCCUCCGCCUCUGGCACACGCAGCAGCUCCCCGGCGGCCUCCAGGGCUUCAUCCUGAACCCCAUCUUCCGCCAGAACCUGCGCGUCGCCCUCCUGGGUGGGGGCCAAGCUUGGUCAGACGACACAAGCCAGCUGGGCCCAGACAAACACGCCAGGGACGUCCCGUCGCUGGACAAGUACGCCGAGGAGCGGUGGGAGGUCAUCCUGCACUUCAUGGUCGGAUCCCCCAGUGCCGCCGUCAGCCAAGACCUGGCCCAGCUCCUCAGCCAGGCCGGGCUCAUGAAGAGCUCAGAGCCCGGGGACCCCCCAUGCAUCACCUCCGCUGGCUUCCAGUUCCUGCUGCUGGACACCCCUGCCCAGCUCUGGUACUUCAUGCUGCAGUACCUGCAGACCGCCCAGACCCGUGGCAUGGACCUGGUCGAGAUUCUGUCCUUCCUCUUCCAGCUCAGCUUCUCCACCCUGGGCAAGGACUACUCGGUGGAGGGGAUGAGUGACUCCCUGCUCAGCUUCCUCCAGCAUCUGCGGGAGUUUGGCCUGGUCUUCCAGAGGAAGAGGAAGUCCCGCCGGUACUACCCGACCCGUCUGGCCAUCAACCUGUCGUCGGGUGUGUCCGGGGCAACGGGCACUGCCCACCAGCCUGGCUUUAUUGUCGUGGAGACCAACUACCGACUGUAUGCCUACACCGAGUCAGAGCUGCAGAUCGCCCUGAUCGCCCUGUUCUCGGAGAUGCUGUACCGCUUCCCCAACAUGGUGGUGGCCCAGGUGACCCGGGAGAGCGUGCAGCAGGCCAUCGCCAGCGGCAUCACCGCCCAGCAGAUCAUACACUUCCUGAGGACGCGGGCCCAUCCAGUGAUGCUGAAACAGAACCCCGUGCUGCCCCCCACCAUCACCGACCAGAUCCGGCUGUGGGAGCUGGAGAGGGACCGCCUGCGGUUCUCAGAGGGAGUCCUGUACAACCAGUUCCUGAGCCAGGUGGACUUUGAGCUGCUGCUGUCCCACGCCCGGGAGCUGGGCGUCCUGGUCUUCGAAAACCCUGCCAAGCGGCUUAUCGUGGUCACCCCGGCCGGCCACGGCGACGUCAAGCGCUUCUGGAAGCGGCAGAAGAACAGCUCCUGAGGGGGCUGGGAGAUGCGGCGGGGACCGAGGCUCGAUCUUCCCUAGGCCUCAGGAACGGACAUCAGGGGGGCCACGGCGCCGAGGGGCGGGAGCUGGGAGCGAUUGGAGUUGGGAUACACCAACUCGGGCGGACGGCCGUCCCCUCCUCACCUCCCCGGCAGACGCUGGUUGGCGCUCUUCCCUCAGGACUCUGGAAAUUUUUUCAGGUUUUUUUUUUAAAUCUUCAAUAAAGUUGU
Tachyglossus aculeatus (Australian echidna) is the source of this 1722-nucleotide messenger RNA. It is a transcript of the gene GTF2H4, whose product is annotated as general transcription factor IIH subunit 4. The coding region runs from base 71 to 1486 and encodes 471 amino acids. Lineage: Eukaryota; Metazoa; Chordata; Mammalia; Monotremata; Tachyglossidae. Gene Ontology annotation, cellular component: transcription factor TFIIH holo complex; transcription factor TFIIH core complex. Gene Ontology annotation, molecular function: double-stranded DNA binding; ATPase activator activity. The transcript has 14 exons. Gene Ontology annotation, biological process: nucleotide-excision repair. The record is from RefSeq and is a predicted model, not a curated record.